This is a messenger RNA of Sardina pilchardus (European sardine), 1899 nucleotides long. RefSeq names its product adhesion G protein-coupled receptor E3-like. The record is from RefSeq and is a predicted model, not a curated record. The coding region runs from base 320 to 1633 and encodes 437 amino acids. Lineage: Eukaryota; Metazoa; Chordata; Actinopteri; Clupeiformes; Clupeidae. Gene Ontology annotation, cellular component: plasma membrane. Gene Ontology annotation, molecular function: G protein-coupled receptor activity. Gene Ontology annotation, biological process: adenylate cyclase-activating G protein-coupled receptor signaling pathway; cell surface receptor signaling pathway. The transcript is spliced from 12 exons.
CUGGGUGGUUCUUGUGGAGUCGGUGCAGACUGUUUGAACUCACCGGGAUCGUACCACUGUGAGUGUGUCAGUGGCUACCUCCCUCAUCUCUCUCCCAAUAACACCCUCACGUGCACAGUCUCAGCUGUCAGAGUGCAACAUUGAUUAUCUGACUGGAAUAAUCAACAGCAGUAAGGAUCAAAACCUGCCUACAACUGUUGUUGUCCCUAUCCUGGUGAAACUAGUGGCAUCUCUGUAUGACCUGUCCAGGGACACAGUGGUGAAAACAGACACACUCAUCCGAUACGCCAACAGUGUGCUCAGGAGCUCUGAAGACGUGAUGGCCCAUCUGGUGUCUUCCGAUUUAGGCAUCACCACAUCAUCAGCAGAGCUGCAAAAAAAUGGUGUCAGACCAGACACAAAUCCAAGGCCUGCUGUUCAUAUAAAGAUAAAGACAGAUGACACUCAACUGGAUAUUGACUUGUCUAAGAACAAUGCAGACAAGGCAUCUGCCUCACUCAUGGUCUUUACCAACAUGGAGGAAGUGCUCACAGCCGACUUUUUCUGCACAACAGGAAGUGACACCAUCACCACUGUUAUGUCCAAAGUGGUUUCUGUUACUCUGGGACCGACCACAUGGCUGACAAAUCCAGUAAACCUCACUCUCAAGCAUACACACGUUGUGCAUCCUCGAGGAGAGCUCUCCUGUGUGUACUGGAAUGGUGGCGCCUGGGUGGUUGACGGCUGUGAUGUCACCCAGACCAACACCACCCACACAGUCUGCACCUGUGGGCACCUGUCCACCUUCAGUCUGAUGAUGCAGGUGGAGAGGAACUGGCUAAAGAUGGCUGCCAUGCUCAUUGGCCUGCUCUUCCUGAUCCUGACCCUGGUGACCUUUGCCCUGUGUGCCCUGAACCCCAAAGUGACCAACCUGGCUCGCCUGAACCUCUGCGUCAGCCUCUUCCAGGCCCAUCUCCUAUCACUGCUCGUCCAGGAGCUCAUCCUCCACAUCCUUCCUCACAAGGUGUUGUGUAGAGUUCUCUCCGGCUUCCAGAUUUUCUUCUACUUGAGCGGUCUUCUGUGGAUGCACCUGGACAUCCUGCUCCUCCUCCUGUCAAUCAUGAUGCUUAAGAAGCUCAAGAAGCCCCAUGGGGAGGGGCCAAGCUGUGGCCACUUGUCUUUGAUUGGCUACGGGUUUCCAUUACUAAUAGUCGGUAUGGUUGCUGGAGUGAUGCCAGAUGGAUAUGGCACUGAAUGGUGUGGUGUCCGGACACAUGCCGGCCUGUCCUGGAGUCUGCUGGGGCCGGCUUACUUCACCUUCACUGUUAACCUGAUUAUGUUGCUCAUCGUCUUUAUCCGCCUCUGCUUGCUGCCUUCAAAUGAGUCCUCUCUUAAUGAGGAGAUCAGGAAUGUCAGAUGCCAGGCCGCACGUGUGUUGGUCCAGUCUGUGGUCAUCACGUCCCCCUGGGUCCUGGGAUUCUUCCAUAUGGGCUAUGGCAGUGUUCUGGACAUCCUCUUCAUCAUCCUCAACUCACAGCAAGGAACCUUCAUCUUCCUCAUUCACUGUGUCUUCAAUCCCGAGGUGCACACAUGCUGGAAGAGAUGGCUUCAAAAAUUAGCGUCCGUAUCACCUAAACCAUUAAACAACAUGUAAAGAUUCUCUCUCUUCAACUUAAAAAUAUUGAGUCUACAAUUGAAUGCAUACUGUAGUUUUGAACAUGGCUCAUAUGAAUUUGCACUCAAAGCAGAGUUAUUAUAGUAUUGAACUUUUCAUUGCUUUUCAUUUUAUGUAGUGUAUCAGAUUUGGUUUUGCAGAUUAGUUUUUGAUUUCAGUUUUUGAUUUUGUUUGUUGUACAAGUGCAAAAGAAUUACCAAGUUUUCUGUAAAGAUUAAUAUGUGAUCCCUUUCAAAAUAUGUAGA